Metopolophium dirhodum (rose-grain aphid) is the source of this 1011-nucleotide messenger RNA. RefSeq names its product opsin-2-like. NCBI's taxonomy places the organism in Eukaryota, Metazoa, Arthropoda, Insecta, Hemiptera, Aphididae. Gene Ontology annotation, biological process: G protein-coupled receptor signaling pathway. The transcript is spliced from 3 exons. Gene Ontology annotation, cellular component: membrane. The coding region runs from base 1 to 1011 and encodes 336 amino acids. The record is from RefSeq and is a predicted model, not a curated record. Gene Ontology annotation, molecular function: G protein-coupled receptor activity.
AUGAUAAACGAAGACUUUCAAAAUGAAAACGAGAUCCACGUUCACAACGAAUAUUUUAUUAAUAUGUGGAAGAGCAACAAGUUAUUUACGGACGAUUACAUAAGGUUAAUCAACAGCCAUUGGUUAGAAUUCAUGCCUCCAAAAUCCUACUUGUACUACGGUUGGGGAAUUUUGUUCGCCAUUGUUAUGAUACUUGGAUGCACAGGAAACGCUCUAGCAAUAUUCAUUAUAUUAAAAUUUAAAUCUUUACAGAAAUCGAUCGAUAUAUUGAUGUUAAACUUGGCCAUUAGUGAUUUAAUUUUACUAGCAAACUCGACUGUGGUUAUAUAUAACAGUUAUUACCAAGGUCCAGCUCUUGGAAAUUUGGGCUGUCAGAUUGAUGGAUUUAUUGGUAGCCUUACCAAAGCCGUGUCCACCAUGACAUUAAACGCCAUAUCGUUGGAUCGAUAUUAUGCUGUAAUACGUCCUUUAAAAUCGCUGGGAAAACAUACCAAACAUAGAGCCAGGAUAUGGAUCGGCAUGAUAUGGAUAUAUGGAUUACUGUUUUCAAUCAUACCGUUAUUAGAUUUUGAUUAUGGAUUCACGCCAACUGGUUUUUUAAUAAGUUGCACUUUUGACUUUUUGUCGGAUGAUAUAAUAGAUAAAUGGAUUAUGGUGAUAUUCUAUAUUAUAAGUGCUUGGUUAUUACCAUUUACCAUUGUAUUCUACUGCUAUAUAAAAAUGUCGAUAGCUGUUUACGCUAACUCUGAAGCAACAAAUAGUAGGAUUGGGCAGAGUUCAACAAAGAAGAAGACCAAAUUUAUUUUUGGGCUCAUGACAAUGAGUGCAAUGGUGCUAAAUGCAAUGACUUUUACACCAAAUGCAAUUGUAGUAAUUCUCGGGGUGUUAGAAAAAAAAGAAUUUAUAACACCGAUUAUAAUGAUGUUAUUGUCGUUAUCUAGCAAUGUAUGUAGUUGUGUAAAUCCGUGGUUAUACAUAAUCCUACCAGAAAGCUCAAGAACUAGGGUCUGA